Copidosoma floridanum is the source of this 3291-nucleotide messenger RNA. Its product is annotated as calcium release-activated calcium channel protein 1. Gene Ontology annotation, cellular component: membrane. The record is from RefSeq and is a predicted model, not a curated record. Lineage: Eukaryota; Metazoa; Arthropoda; Insecta; Hymenoptera; Encyrtidae. Gene Ontology annotation, molecular function: store-operated calcium channel activity. Gene Ontology annotation, biological process: store-operated calcium entry.
CGGAGCCGCAGUGAUUUUUUGCGCAUCGCGCUCGAGCGUAGGAGUACUGGAGUACUUAUAUCUUUUUUGGAGUUUGGAGUGUGCGUUGUUGUACAUGGUAAUGCGUGACCGGUACUUUCAUCUAUUUAAAUACAAAAAAACAAGCAUUAUCAGUCGGAAUGUAAGUUAAACUCGAGUCGAAACCCGUACCUAAAUAAAUUCUAAAAAAAAAAAGAAGAAGAGCUCACACAGAGAGUAGUAUAUUCAGGUAUUACCACUGUUGGUGUAUCAUGAAUUCGAGUAAGUUUAUACAUAUGUAUACAAACAGUUUGGAAAGAGGAAACGGGAAUUAACUGCUAAGUGAGUUGCUGGGAUGCGGGCAAUCAAGUCGUAUUGUAUCGUAUAACGGCAGCGCAACAGUUAUGACUAACCGAUGCGUGCCUUCGCUCUGCUUCUUUCGUUCUUCUGUAUACUUACUCAAGUAUCACAACUUGACAACACAUCACCUAUAAAUAUAUACAUACACAUAUAUAGUAUCGAGAGAUCAGCUGAUCAGAGAGUUGGUGUUUGCGUGUGUGUGAGUUGAGAUAGUUUCUCUCUCUCUCUCUCUCUCUCUUUCUUCGUCGCUUUUGGUGCUUCUGGUGUUCGUGUUGUUAUCGUGUCGUGAGUUUCAGAGAGCUGUUUUGGAGCAUGGUGUGUCCACUUGACUAUAUACCGUUGCCUGUCACUUUAAAUCAGCGAUAGCACAACAAACGAAACGAUCGAGCCUCUGUCUGGCCUGCAUCAGCUACCUAUAGGUAUAUAACAGCACAGAGCCGGCCGUCAAAGUCUGCAGGGCGACUUUUGUUCCACGCAUACUUGCGAUCUCGUUUUUCUUGAUUCCAACUGUAUCGUUGUACAUAUCACGUGUGUGCUCAUUGGUCAACCUUAAAUAUAAAUACCUAUAACGCGUCCUUGCCACGAAAAGUUAUGAGUGCACGUUCUUCUGCGCUUCAAGGACUUCCCACGUGAACAAACACUAUGGUGCCCAAAGAGGAAUCAAGAAAAUAAUUUUUAAUGUCCGUAUGGUCGACGAGCACUGGGCGAAAUUCAGUGUUUGGUGCAGAAGCUAGGCCGGGCUUACCUCCUACCUCGCAUCAAGCCAGUAACUUGCAUUCACAUGCACAUUGCCACGCACCCGACAAAACUUGUUUCCACAAAAGGUCCCACUCUUGCCAGUCGAGGAUGUCGCAGUCGGGUGAUGGGCUUCACACUCCGGGUUACCUCGCCUGGCGCAAGCUCCAGCUUAGCAGGGCCAAGCUCAAGGCUUCGAGCAAGACGUCGGCCUUGCUCUCCGGAUUUGCCAUGGUGGCGAUGGUCGAGGUACAGUUAAACUCGGACACAAAGGUGCCAAAAGAGAUGCUGGUUACAUUCGCCGUGUGUACGACCCUCCUGGUAGCGGUGCACAUGCUCGCCCUGAUGAUAUCUACCUGUAUCCUGCCAAAUAUCGAGGCUGUCUGCAACCUGCACAGCAUAAGUCUGGUGCACGAGUCUCCGCACGAGCGUCUCCACUGGUACAUAGAGAUCGCCUGGGCGUUCUCGACCCUGCUGGGCCUGCUGCUCUUCCUCGUCGAGAUCGCCAUACUCUGUUGGGUCAAGUUUUACGAUUUUUCGCAGGUGGCCGCGUGGUCGGCCUGCAUCGUCCUCGUGCCCGUCCUUAUAAUCUUCCUGGCUUUUGCCAUACACUUUUACCGCAGCCUCGUCACCCACAAGUACGAGGUUACUGUCUCCGGUAUUCGGGAGCUUGAGCUCCUCAAGGAGCAGAUCGAGUCCUCGGAUAUCGACAGCAGGAAUGGUAUGAGCACUCUCGCCCGUAACACCCUGCAGAUCGUUCAGAUCGUUUGAGCUCAAGCACGUCUCUUUACUUAUUGUUACUCCCAAUAACAUGUACGCACUUACUUUUUCUCUUUCCAAUGCAUAUUGUGACAAACCGUCGUAAACAACAUGACCUCCAAAGUUCCUCAGGACAUAUGUUUCUACUUUCUCCGUUUCUUCCAUUUUUCUAUUUAUUCAUUUUUAUUUAUUAUUAUUGUUAUUUUUUUUUUUUUUUUUAGUGAUUUACCCAAUUGUACGAUGCAAGUGCCUGCUCGAAUGGCCUGCAUGAACGAAUCUGUUUGUUGUACAUGUGUAUCAAACAUUCCUCGCUUACUCUAUUGAGGAAAAUCAAUUCACUACAAUUUUAUUUUACAAAGUAUCUAAGUAGGUAUAUACAAAAAAUAACAUUAAAAAUGAUCAAUCAUUGGGACUCGGCUGAUAGUGAACAUAGUUUUUGCAAGGUAAUGGUGAUUGAAUCAAGGUAUGAUCAAUACAAAGUCCCUUUAAACUUGUUGUGUAUCCAUAACAAUAAUUUGUUUGCCAAUGCGUUUGUAAUAUACUUAAUCUUUCACCAAACAUGCAACGCAGACGUUAAAUUUACUUAUCAAAGGCUGAAAUUAUGACAUUACACCAAGCCACCGUGACAUAACAAAUCAGCUUUUUUUCUUUUAUUUAUUUAUUUAUUUAUUUUUUUGAGUAGACGUUUUAUAAAAAUGUUUUUUCCACUUAGACAAGUGCAAUUCUCACUGAAACACAUAGUUCAUUUAGAAAUGACAAAUACCAUUUAAAACUGCUACUUCAAAGUGACUGCCCUUUUAAUGAAUCUCAUGAAUUCUAGAGAUAAAAGUACUUAGUGGGAGGGGUCAAAAUAUUGUAAAAAUAAAAUGAUCUGUGGCUCUUUCAGCGUUAUUACGACUUUAAUUAACUGUACAUAAUAUUAUAAAUGUUUUAAGUAAUUUUUUCUCAGAUUGAAUGGUAUGUUAAGAUUUAUAUCUAUAUUCAUAUGAUUGUGCGUUAAAUUUUGAGCCACAAAAGUUGAUAAUUUAUUUAGUAUAAAUCAAAAAUUAAUUAUAUACACGAAAGUCUGCUAAAAAAUCAAAUGAGUAGGAAUAUUUAUGUCAACGUUUUUUGAGAGUCUCAUAAGUUAUGCUAUGCUGUAUUGAUUUAACAAUUCAAUGAUUUUACCAAACAUGUGAUUAUUGUAUCUACAUUAUAUUGUAUUUUAAAAGAAAUACAUAUUAAUAAGUUAUUUUUAUUAAAUAAUAUUAAAAUCUUUACUUAAUUUUUUUUUUUUUUUUUGCGGCAUUGACCAAUUGUAAGGCAUUAUAAAAGAUCUUGUAAGAUAUUCUAUAAAUAUAUGUAUUGCUAAGCUGACAGUUAACGAAUGUGAAACGUCAAACGUUUUCAUACCAUUACAAAACUUGACAAGUAAAAAGUAAAAUUUUUUAUUUGUUGAUA